Thunnus maccoyii (southern bluefin tuna) is the source of this 2457-nucleotide messenger RNA. It is a transcript of the gene ark2ca, whose product is annotated as ring finger protein 165a. NCBI's taxonomy places the organism in Eukaryota, Metazoa, Chordata, Actinopteri, Scombriformes, Scombridae. Gene Ontology annotation, molecular function: ubiquitin protein ligase activity; zinc ion binding. The transcript has 8 exons. The record is from RefSeq and is a predicted model, not a curated record. The coding region runs from base 289 to 1326 and encodes 345 amino acids.
AAUGUUACUAUAAGUGAAGCUGCUAAGUACCUUAUCUGGGCUGGUGGGUUGACACAUGGAGGGGCGGGCUGUCCGAAACACAGACACCCCGCCCCGGCGAUGAUCGCAUUGGUGGAGCCGGGUGCCAAAGCCGGAGGGUCCUGAUCGGAGGGGUCUAGUGAUUGGUUGUUGGGGUAUGUGUGUGCAGGCAGCGCAGCCUUUCCGUUUGAAUGUGCUGGGGACUGGAGGGGAUCAUUUCCAUGGACCAUCUGUCUCUCUGGCUGCCCACACAACAAAGAAGGACCCAGGAUGGUGUUAGUACAUGUUGGAUAUCUGGUUCUCCCCGUCUUCGGCUCAGUUAGAAAUAGAGGAGCACAUUUCACCAGGCAUCAACAUAGCCAUGCUACCUCCUGCCGACACUUUCACCUGGGUGCUCCUCAGGCGCCCAUCUCAGCCGAGUUCCCUCUAGGACAUGCCAGCCAGCCCCCUCAGAACGGCUUGGCCACCCACCUGCCUCCGGCACACCAUCCGCCCCUCACUGCCCUGCCUGCAGCCCCUCAGUUCCAGGAUGUGCCAGGGCCUCCAUUCCUACCUCAGGCCUUACACCAGCAAUACCUCAUCCAGCAGCAGCUUCUUGAAGCGCAGCACCGCAGGAUUCUCCCGCACUCCAGAAGAACCCAGGAGCGCAUCCCCCUGAACCCUCACCGGCUGCGCUCAGGCUAUGAGUACUCCCCUCCCCUCCAUGUUCCCCAGCCAAUGACACAGCAGCCACGGUACCUGGCUGAAGGCACCGACUGGGAUCUCAGCGUAGAUGCCGGCCUCCCUCACCACCAGUACCAGCUCCAGCAGCUCCCGCAACACUAUCAGCAUUACCUGGCCUCCCCUCGAAUGCACCACUUCCCCAGGAACACUUCCUCUGCACAAGUGGUUGUGCAUGAAAUCAGAAACUACCCAUACCCCCAACUGCACCUGUUGGCGCUGCAAAGUCUGAAUCCUUCAAGGCACGCCACCGCCGUGCGAGAAAGUUAUGAGGAGUUGUUGCAGCUGGAGGACCGGCUGGGUAGUGUCAGCAGAGGCGCUGUUCAGACAACCAUAGAGAGAUUCACCUUCCCUCACAAAUACAAAAAGAGAAAGCCCCUGCAGCUGAAGAUUGGGGAAGAGGAGGAAACAGAUGUGGAUGAGAAAUGCACCAUCUGUUUAUCCAUGCUGGAGGACGGAGAGGACGUCAGGAGAUUGCCCUGCAUGCACCUCUUCCACCAGGGCUGCGUGGACCAAUGGCUGGCCACCAGCAGGAAGUGUCCAAUCUGUCGAGUUGACAUCGAAACACAGCUGAACCCUGACAGCUGAUGAGAUUUCACCUCCCCCCUUCCUUCUUGUCAAUCACCCUCGUGUGGUUCCUGCUUUCUUCCACCCCGGCUUGCCGGCCCUCUUUCCCCUCAUGUUGGGUGCUUUUGCCAAAAUGUCUCCAGACUUCAUGUGACAUCAUCACCCUUCUGACUCACGCUUUACUGAGCCAAGCCAGGAUAACUAACUGCACGAGAGGCCGCAAGGGACUCUCUUUAUAUAGAAGCACAUCCCUCUGGAAGCAAAAGACACGCAAAUACACACACACACCACACAAACAAACACACACACACACACACACACACACACACUCAUGUACACAGGGUUUACUUGUAGCUUGCUGGUCAUAAAUGGGGUGUUGUUACUGUUGUGGUGUUGUACUGUAGGUAGCCCUGGGCUGUGUAGCAUGUCCUUAAAGCCAUGACUUAAUGUCCUGAGAGUGGAAAACACAACCCCACACUGAGCUGGCUACUUUCUCUCUUUUCUCUCUCUUUCUAUAUACAUAUAUAUAUAUAUAUGAAUAUAUAUAUAUUUCUCUCUUUUCAAACUCCUUCAAUCAAAAUGAAUAUUCUGCCACACAAGAAAGCUUAACAGAAACUAAACGCUCUGAUGCCAUGUUUACCUAAAGAUCAUUUGUGGUCGUAGUAGAGUAGCAGUAACCAACAAGUGAUAUCUGGUGCACUGUUGCCUUCUUAUCGGUGGGCAAGCAAGCACCAGCUGAGUGUUUUAAUUCUAUCAUGCAGCUUUGACAUUUUGCAAUACAGUUGUACAUUUACCUUGGGUCGGUGUCCUGUGAGAUGGUGUUACGUGAGUAGGUGUCUUUCACUGCCGCAGAAACCUGAACCCGGUGAUGGAGUCGUCGUGUGUUCAAAUUUAAUAUAGGUAGAAAGUGUUUUACCAAAAUGCGUUUCAUCAUGGUGUCGCUUUGACCUGAUGCGCAGGUUCACAUGUGUGCUCCACCCUGCUGUGUGGACUUGCAGAAUGUGUCUAACAAAUGUGUGGAUGUUCAAAAAGUGCAAAGGCGAGUGUGUUUCAAGGAUUCGAGGCAACUCUUAAAGGAUAAUUGACUGUCUAUAUUUUUCUUAUUGUCAACUAAUCUCAUGCAGAGCCAAACCAACAAUUAACUGAUCUACU